AUGAAAUACGAGCAUGGAGGACUCGGUGAGUCUCUCUUCUCGGCCACGAAGCACCCGCGCGCCACUUUAUCGCCCUCGCCCAGAUCAAGAACGUGCUCGCUAGCUGGGCCUUCGACCCACGUCACGUGGACCACGAUCACACACCGAGACUGACAUUCUUGUCCUGUGCUGUCCAUCAGAUCAACUUGAUCCGAACCCGUCCAAGCUAGAUCAGCAUGGAUCUUUUGAUCGCCGCAAAAAUUGUGCUCCUCGGCACAUUGCUCCCGACCCGGAAACACCCCUCUCCCCCGCCUUCGUCAAUGAACAGGGGCCCCGCAUCGGGGCCGAACUUGACCGCUCCUCCGCCUCCCCUCAAUCAGCUGACUUGAGGAAUGAGAUGGCGCACCUCAAGCGGAGGAUCCAGUCUAUGACCGAGAUGUUUGGGAGGAUGGAAGUGGAAAGGAGGGAGACGAUGAUGGAGGUGGAGAACCUACGUCGGGAGGUGGCGUUGAGUAAGAGGAGGAGGGGGCAGGGGUCGAAGAGUUUGGCGGUGGUCUUGUUGUGAGUUCAGCGAGCCCUUGCCCGUGGCUUCAUGAAUUUGGUGUUGAUAUAACAACUUUAUCGCCCAAAGGGACUUUGAACUCGACAUGUUCGACUCCGCGCUCUUCCGCCGGCCCGACGAAGCGGGUCGAAAUGCCGCUCGAGGAUUGCGCAACAAAGUUCGGUCGUACCUACCCGCAGAGAGAGCGGGCUGCAGUGUGAUGGUCUAUAUCUUUUUGUGGGUACUUCUCCUAUUGCUGUUCUCCUUCCGUGUUCUGUUUAUGCUUGAACUGUUUUUUGUUGGGUGUCGAGCAGAUCUCGGGACUCACAACUCGUCGCGGAUAUGUGCGCUGAGGGUGUAAUUAGCUCGGAGAGAGAGUUGGACGAAUUUGUGAGCAUAGGUUGCUUAGUACAGUAUGUUCACUCUGCUUUAAUACUGACUGCAGCACUUGAGAUUCCACCAGGUGGCCUCGUUCAACAAGGCACAUCCUUUGUUUCUCCUCGUAUCGUCCGAUGCACCGAGGAACGAGACACUGCAGCGCUUACGAGGUUGGUCGAAUGCGCCGUUCACUCCCUUCAAUUUCUCGAAGUUCACUAACUGAUCUCAGAUCUUGACCACCAAGGCCUAGCAGCGCUCUAUUCCCGCCUUGACUCUUGCUCGUCGCUCAUCCUCGGUCGUUGGGCCCUCGACCUCGAAUGCGCCAACAUGAUCUGUUCUGGACCUUCAACAUCCGAGGAAACUCCGAGAUACCUAAAAAAAAUCAGCUUUGUUGAACCUGUUGUCGGAACUUGGGUUCCUCCCGAAUUGAUCCAACGCUCUCCUGUUAUUCUGGACACUUCGGGUUUGCUGAGGAAGACAUUGCUGCGCCGAAAUAAGGGGGCGGUGAGGGGGUUGAAGCUAGAUGAGUAUAGAGUAAGUCCAUAUCGGAUGGCUUUGAUGGCUACUCGAGCUGAGCUCAGAAUGGGAAGAAUGGGAUUACAGUCACUCCUGGAUCAAGCCCCUCCCAUUUGCCUGCAGCACUAUCUUGGAGAGCUACCGUGCGCGCUCGACAGCUGCGCUUUCAGUCAUGCCUAUACAAUUCCCAAGGUAAGUCCUUUCGCCUUGUCUGGAAGAUUGAAAUAAGAGUUCCAACAUCUGCGUUUUCAUUCCAGGACAAGCUCGACACACUUCGCCACAGUCUCCUCUCCACACCUUGCGCACAAAUUCUUCAAGGCACCGAAUGUGCUCUAGCGGACGGUUGCUUCUUCGCGCACGUUUGUCCUCGAGGAUUGAGCUGCUCUCGACAAGGCUGCGCCUUCCCAAACUUCAUGCAUCCGGAUCUAUCGACGGUGGUCGUUCCUAGGCUCCGUACACCCCUAACCAAGCCGACGACCGAUCCGGGGAAAGAAGCACCUUGGCCCCAAUUCGUCAAGCGGGCUGAACUUCGUCUCCCACGGUCGUCAUUUGUCGUCAAGCUCAAAGAGUCGAAAGAGAAGAUACAGUCCCAAGCGAUCUCCUCGAUCAUGCCUCAUCUCUCGAAGAGCCACUAUAGCGUCCUUCCCGACUCGAGCGUGACCGAUUCCCUCGUCGUUGCUCCAGCCCCUCUGAAAUCAUCCAAACCAUCUCUCAUUCAGCCAUCUUCCUCGAAAACGAUCGAUCGCAUAAAGAGCGGGGACAAUAUCAACAGGGCCGCGAUUCAACGUCUUGGAAUUCAAACGCUGUCGAAUGAGGGUCACGGUCCUGGUUCGAAAUCGGGUCGCGCCGGAGGCCCGAAGUGGUGGCAGGUGCGAUGA
Microbotryum saponariae is the source of this 2292-nucleotide messenger RNA. NCBI's taxonomy places the organism in Eukaryota, Fungi, Basidiomycota, Microbotryomycetes, Microbotryales, Microbotryaceae. The record is from the annotation of a GenBank genome assembly.